Messenger RNA from Adineta ricciae, 2097 nucleotides. The record is from the annotation of a GenBank genome assembly. NCBI's taxonomy places the organism in Eukaryota, Metazoa, Rotifera, Eurotatoria, Adinetida, Adinetidae.
AUGCAACAAAUCUAUCUGAUGAUUUUCAAUAAGAACAAGACCACGCCGAUCUCUGUUCUAAUCGGUUGUAUUGCAUCUAUAAUUGCAGGAAUAUUUUUAUUAAUCAUUCGUUUCUUUCAAAAUACAGCAUUUGCAAUAUCAGGAUCAAUAUUAACACAACGUAUUCGUUCAAAAGCUUUUUCAUGUCUUCUUCGUCAAGAAGUGGCGUAUUUUGAUCGACCUGAAAAUAGUUCCGGAGCUAUUGAUUCUCGUCUCUCAUCAAAUGCUGCAGCAAGAUUAGGUAUCAUUUGUGAAGCUAUUGCUUUAGCUGUUUUUGGUCUCAUCUUUGAUUUGGCUGUCAAUUUACAAUUAACAUUAAUCGUCGUUAUACCAAUUUGUCUUGUAGUUACUACUGAAAUUAUUGAUAUACAAGUAAAAAUAAUGUUAAAAAAACGUUCCAAUGUUAUCCUUGAACGGGCGAAUACACUCGCUAUUGAUACUAUUCACAAUAUGCGAACAAUAAAACAAUUAUCUGUUGAAAAGGACGUUCUACUUCGAUAUCCCGAAUUCAUCUAUGAAGUAUUUAGGUGGAAAAAUUCUUCAUCUCAUCCGAUAUUUAUUUUCAUCGUUGUUCUUUGUGUUCGAAGAACAUGUGGAUCUCAUCAUCUUUCAAAUAUUCAUCUUCAAAAUUGGACAAAUCCAUGUGAACCAAAUCCAUGUCGAGCAGGAAUAUGUGAAUUAGUUUCGAAAUUAACAUUUAGUUGUCAUUGUAUUCCUUAUGUUCAUGGUUCUUUGUGUGAAAAAUUGAAUUAUACUCAAAAGCCAUGUGAAAGCAAUCCAUGUUACAAUCAGGGUUUAUGUUCACCAAUAGUUUCAUCAAAAGAUUUGUCAAAUCAAAAAGAUUUUGUUUGUUUAUGUCCAGCACGUCAUGUUGGACGAUUGUGUCAAGAAAAUGUUGGAGAAUGUUCGUGUUUAAAUGGAGGAACUUGUUAUCGAUCGAAUGAAGGGUAUAAAUGUGUUUGUCCAAUGUUAUUUACGGGCCCUUUUUGUGAACAUGAUCUACGAAAUACAACAUUUUGUACGCAUUCACCUUGUCAACAUAAUGGAACAUGUAUUUUAGUUCAAUCACCAGCUGGAAUUUGUCUAUGUGAACCGGGUUAUAUUGGAGAAUUCUGUGAAAAACGUGUUCCAUUUUGUCAAGAAAAUCCAUGUCGAAAUAAUGGAACAUGUGUCCCAUUAUCCGGUGUCGAUGGUCAAUGUCUUUGUCAACCAGGUUAUACAGGUCGUUUAUGUGAACAUCGUCAACGAACAUUCUGUUCACUUUCUCCUUGCCAAAAUGGUUCAACUUGCAUUGUAUUAAAUCAUACAGGCGAUGGAUUUUGUUUAUGUCCACCAGAUUAUGCUGGACCAUAUUGUGAAUAUAUUACACCAACUGCGUGUAAAAAGAAAUGUCAAAAUAAUGGAGGAAAAUGUGCAUUAGUUGAUAAUAAAUAUGGAAGAUGUUUAUGUCCAAAAGAUAUUACUGGACCAUAUUGUGAUACACCACUUCAUCCGUGUGCACCAAAUCCAUGUGAAAAUAAUGGUAUUUGUGUUCAUGAAACUAAAAGUCAAACAUAUAAAUGUUUAUGUACUUAUGGUUAUUCAGGCUCAAAUUGUUCAGAAAAUCUCAAUCAAUCGUUCUGUUCAUCCCAUCCGUGUAUGAAUAAUGGAACAUGUUUAGAGUCACCAACAAGUCCCGAUGGAAUUUGUCGAUGUGAACAAGGUUUUGGUGGAAAAUUUUGCGAUGAAAUUGUCAAAUGUGGUGAUCAACAAUGUCAAUAUCCUGAACAAGUUUGUUUAGCUGAUAGUUGUGUUAAUGUAACUGGCGAACUCUAUUGUUUGUUACAUGAAUGUCAACAUGGCGGAACAUGUGAUCCAAUUUCCCGACAAUGUUUAUGUCAAAAAGGUUUUGCUGGAAUUAAAUGUGAAUUAAAAAGUUUAUUUUGUGAUGAAACAAAUAAUAUUUGUCAAAAUAAUGGAACAUGUCUUCCAACACAAAAUACGUGUGUUUGUACAAAUUCUUUUACGGGUAAAUAUUGUGAAAUUAAUAUUGAUGUAGAAAUAAUUGAUUAUGAAUGA